Molecule: messenger RNA, 1065 nt
Organism: Hippopotamus amphibius kiboko
Lineage: Eukaryota; Metazoa; Chordata; Mammalia; Artiodactyla; Hippopotamidae
Gene: ERFL
Product: ETS repressor factor like
Exons: 5
Coding region: 1-1065 (354 amino acids)
Biological process (GO): regulation of transcription by RNA polymerase II; cell differentiation
Cellular component (GO): nucleus
Molecular function (GO): sequence-specific DNA binding; DNA-binding transcription factor activity, RNA polymerase II-specific
Source: RefSeq, a predicted model, not a curated record
AUGGACUGUAGCUGCGUCUCCGACCUUCUCUUCGCCCCGCCCGCCCUGCCGGCUCUCUGGACCCCUGGGUUUGCCUUCCCGGAUUGGGCCUACAAGCCGGAGUCGUCCCCUGGCUCGAGGCAGAUCCAGCUGUGGCACUUUAUCCUGGAGCUGCUGCAGAAGGAGGAGUACCAGGGUGUCAUCGCCUGGCAGGGGGACUACGGGGAAUUCGUCAUCAAGGACCCCGACGAGGUGGCUCGGCUCUGGGGCGUCCGCAAGUGCAAGCCUCACAUGAAUUAUGACAAGCUGAGCCGGGCCCUGCGCUACUACUACAACAAGCGGAUUCUCCACAAGACCAAAGGGAAGAGGUUCACCUACAAGUUCAACUUCAGCAAGGUGGUGCUUGUCAAUUACCCACUGUUGGACGUGGCGGCAGCCACCACGGGCUCCCCACUUUUGCUGACCCCUGGUCCCUUUGGGGGAGCCCCUGGACCAGAUGCUCCUCCCCUCACCCCCGAGACCCUGCAGACCCUGUUCUCUGCCCCACGCCUGGGAGAGCCAGGGGCCCGGGCGCCCCUGUUCACCCCUGAGACAGAAAAACUGCGUCUGGACGGCCCUUUCCCAUUCUUGGGCUCGGGUGCCACCGGCUACUCCAAGCCCCCAGGCCUGCUGGGUCCCUUCGGCCGCGCCUUCCCAGAGCACCCCUGGAACUUCAGCCCAUACCUCACGGGCCCCUUCCCCAAGCUGCCCCCGCCCCUCUACCCCCCCCACUUCUACCCCAACCCUCUGGCCACGUCCCUGGGCCACCUGCCCUCAGCAGGGGCAGGAGGAGGCCCCACUGCCGCGGCCCUGCUGGCCUCCACCGCAGAGGGCCUGGGCCCCGAGCGGCCCUCGGGCCUGGCAGCCGCCCCUCGUCUGGCACUGCCGGGGGCCGGGGGCCCGGAGGCCGCGCCGCGGGGGAAGGAGGACAGCGGCUCGGAGCUGGAGGUUACCGACGUCAGUGGCUGCAGCUCUGACAGUGAGGGCGAGGAGGGCCUCCCCGUGCCCCCCAAGGCCAAGGCGGGCAAAGGAGGGGUCGCCAGCUGA